CGAGACGCCUCCAAAAGGCGGUUGGGCUGGAGGCGUUCUUUUUACGCCCCCCAGUCUGGAGAGGUUGCUUCCCUUUUCCCUCUUCCGUCUCUCCCCCACCCACGCAGCGGGUCGGCCACCAACACGAGCGCCAUGUCUCGCUACUUGCGGCCUCCCAACACUUCUCUCUUUGUGCGGAACGUGGCCGACGACACCAGAGUGUAAAGCUGUACAGUAAUGGCGACCCCAAAGAGAAAGCAUGAAAAAACCUUUAGAGUAGAGUUCAAGAAUUAAGGCAAGUAGACAAGCCAAAGACCUCUUAAGGAUCAGGCUUGAAGAGAAGGGAAAGUUUGGGAAAAGAAAAGAUAAAGAAAAGCUGGAAGAAGGACAAGCCAUAAUGGGAGACAAAGCUUCGCUUUAUCUACAAAUGGGGGAAAAGGUUGGUUUUCAAAGUGUAAAGAUAAAGCCAUCUGUCAUUUUUGACCAAGCAUCUCAUGACAAGUCCUUCUGACAAGCACUUAAAGAGUUAAAGGUCAAGAUGAAGUUGAAUGGUGGCCAAGAUUAAAGGAGCCAUACCUGAUGUAUCCUACAGAAUAAGAGCUAUCCUCUUGCUUGUUACCUUAACAUCUAGCACAUUUGAAGAUGUCCGUGAUGCUGAAGAUGCCCUUCAUAAUUUGGAUCGAAAGUGGAUUUGUGGCCGUCAGAUAGAAAUACAAUUUGCUCAAGGAGAUCGGAAAACUCCAAACCAAAUGAAAGCCAAGGAAGGAAGAAAUAUGUACAGCUCUUCCCGUUACGAUGACUAUGACAGAUACAGGCGUUCUAGAAGCCGUAGUUAUGAAAGAAGGCGUUCUAGAAGCCGAUCCUUCGACUACAACUAUCGCCGAUCUUAUAGUCCUAGAAACAGUAGACCUGCUGGAAGACGUCGCCGUAGCAGAAGUCCUUCUGAUAAUGAUAGGUUCAGACACCGUAACCGAUCUUUUUCAAGGUCAAAGUCCAAUUCAAGAUCGCAGUCUAAGUCACCACCCAAAAAAGAAAUGAAGGCUAAAUCACGUUCUAGGUCUGCAUCUCGUACUAAAUCUAGAGGCACUUCUAAAACGGAUUCUAAGACACACUAUAAGUCCAGCUCGAGAUAUGAAAAAGAAGCGAGGAAAAAAGAACCAGCUAGAUCCAAAUCUCACUCAAGAUCUCAUUCUAGAUCUAGAUCAAAAUCCCGAUCCCGAUCAUGGGCUAGUCCCAAAUCCAGUGGCCACUAGCAGUGUACCUUGUUUUUUAGGCAUGUAUCACCCAAUUACACAGUUCAGUUAUAAUGUUGCAGCAUUGCUUAAAAUAUCUUUGUCAGUUUUCCCUGUAGCAGGCAACUAUAACAAUUAAAACACAAAUGGAGAAUCUUAUACAAGAGUCCACUUCGUUAAAUGUCAUGGGCAGCUACUGAAGUUGUUGUGGCGUCUAUGUAUAUUUUUGUAAUACACCUGCAUUUUUAUGGUUUAGAUAUUGAUGGUACCUUCAUCAUGAUCAUAGCAUUGUCCUAAUAAGAAUUUCAUUCACAGAUAAAAUGUUCCAACUGUUCCAUGAACAUAACAGUUAUUUAAAUUGUCCAGUAGCUCCUGCUGAACAAGUGGAAAAUUGGGCAGCAAUAAUGCAACACCAACAGCUGCAAAUAUAAACGGGUCUUUUCACAUUCUAGAUCAAAAGGGGAGGAGAGGGUUGCUAUUCUCCGUGCUCACUUGUAUCAAGAUGGCUGGUUCCUGGAGCAAGUGGAAAGAUAGCAUUGAGUUGUAGGCCGUAUAACAACAUGGGCUAAGAUCAGCCAUGAGAAGUUAUUGUGAGUCUUGUUGAGAUUUUUGGUGUCCCUUAUAUUUGAACCCCUACAAGUGAAAUAAUUAGGUAAAUGUGUUUACACUUAUACAAAGUGUGGUACAUCAAGUUUUAGUGAGCAAUGCUCACCAUUUUCUUAGGGCUUAUUGCUAUAUAGAUGCAAGUAAAACAUCUGAUUAGUAUAUACAGUAUGUCAGAACUAAAUUUUUAUGCCAAUGGCUUCAUUAAGUAGUUUGUGUCCAUCACUACCAACUUCCAGCCAGGCCUCUAAUCCUAACUGGUAGCUUGAGUUUAUACUUCAGAACCACCUUUGAGCAGCAGGUCUCAGUUUUGUACCCUUUGCUUUUGAUUUGUUGUUCUAAGCUGAAAUUGAAAAAAAUGCCAUGUAUUUUCUGGAGAUGGCACAAUGUUGUAUUAUGAACAUCGAAAAUCUACUGAAAUGUAAAAAGUCAGCUUCUGACAGCCAAGGGUCCUCUGUUUCUAUUAAAUAGGAUCAAUGAACAUUGAUGAAAGAAUCCUGUUUUCAAAUCCAGCAGGACUUGUCUGAACAUGAGCUGGGUUUUUUUUAAAUAGUGGCUGUGCAACGUGUUUAAGGGGUGAUUCUAGAACCUUUGUAUAUUUGAUAGUAUUUCUAAUUUUGGUUAUUGUUCAUGUUCUGCUAUGCAAUCAUUUAUAUCUGCAUUCCUUUAAUUUUGUAGACUUCUCCCUGAUGUAUAGUUUGAAACAACACAGUGUAUUGUUAAAAACUGUAGCAUUAGAGUGCAGCUCUGGUCAGAGGAAAGUUGUGGAAAUAAACUUUGUAUUUCCUUUCUUAUAGAGGCUUCUUAAAAAGUAUUUUUAUAUGUUCUUUCUAACAAAUAUUGUAUAUGACUUAAAACAUCAGUGUUUUGAUCAAGGUAUAGACCCAGCUUAUUCUCUGCUUGCUGUAAAUCUAGCAAACAUGUUGUAAUAAAAAAGGAAAUAUUGCUCUAGUAGAA
Molecule: messenger RNA, 2771 nt
Organism: Sphaerodactylus townsendi
Lineage: Eukaryota; Metazoa; Chordata; Lepidosauria; Squamata; Sphaerodactylidae
Gene: SRSF10
Product: serine and arginine rich splicing factor 10
Exons: 6
Coding region: 528-1232 (234 amino acids)
Molecular function (GO): RNA binding
Source: RefSeq, a predicted model, not a curated record